AAUUUUUAUAAUUACCAAAGAGUGUUUCUCAGGAUUACAAUUAACCAUAAUGGGAAUGGCCGGUUUCGCAGUAGCACUGAUGAUAAUAGGAAUGAUAAUCUCUCCUUGUGUCUAUGGAAAAGAGUUCUCUGAUCACGAGGAAAUCAAAGUACAAAGACUUUUGAAGCGGCUCAACAAGCAUGCUCUUAAAUCCAUUAAGAGCGAAGAUGGUGAUAUAAUAGAUUGUGUUCCAAUACAUAGUCAACCAGCUUUUGAUCAUCCUCUGCUUAAAAAACACACCAUCCAGAUGAGACCGAGCUUUAUACCGGAAAGUACGUCUACGUACACCAAGAAAAAGAUAAACGCUACUCAGGCGUGGAACAAGAAUGGAAGAUGCCCUAAAAAUACAGUUCCGAUAAGAAGAAUAAAGAAAGAAGAUAUCUUACGAUCAAAAUCUAUUAAGAGUUAUGGGAAGAAGACGACUCAAGGCAGCCCUGAAGGUACUACGGUUGAUCCAAGUAAAGGCCAUGAGUACGCGGUCAUGAAUUCCAUGAGCGGAACGUUUUUCGGGACACAAUUUUCAGUGAACAUCUGGAAACCAGAAGUUCAAGUUCCGGAAGAGUUCAGCUUGGCCCAGACUUGGCUCGUGUCUGGAGUUGGCACUGCUCGUAACACAAUUGAAGCUGGUUUGCAGGUUUAUCCAGGAAAAUAUGGUGAUAGUAAUCUAAGAUUAUUUGUUUACUGGACGGCCGAUGGAUACCAGAAUACAGGGUGCUACAAUAAUGACUGCUCAGGUUUCGUUCAAAGGAGCAAUCUUAUCACAGUAGGUGGAACCUACACCACCGUCUCAGAAUACGACGGAAAUCAAUACGAGCUCUCCAUACUUAUAUGGAAGGACGGGGAAAACUGGUGGCUACGGAUAGGUGAAGAGCUUGUGGGGUACUGGCCUGGCAAUUUAUUCAAUUCUAUAGGAAGUGGAGCUACGAUAGUUCAAUGGGGAGGUGAAAUCGUUAACUUGGAGACUGGUGGGCAACACACGACCACGGAUAUGGGAAGUGGCCAUUUUGCAGGUGAAGGUUAUAAGAAAGCGAGCUACUUCAGGAGUCUUAUGACAGUCGAUGGAACCAAUACUCUGAGUGCACCACAAGGAGUUUACCCCUUGACUGGUCAUGAUAACUGUUACAACAUUAUGGCAGGAGAUGCUGGAACUUCCUGGGGGGUGAAUUUCUUUUACGGUGGCCCUGGCCGGAACGAGAAUUGCCCUUGAUUUGGAUCUGCCUAGCUGCCCAUUGCUAGAACUUCCAGUGCUAAGGUGUUUGGUGUGGUUAGGCUAGGAACUCCUCUUUCCGACUUGUGUGCUUUUUAUGUAUCUGACUAUGAACGUGUAAGUAAGAAAAAUAAUUCACGUCACUGAUGUUAAUAUUAUCUGUCUUCGGAUAAUACGUGUGUAUAAGCUUUUCGAGUUUCGCGUGCUUGUAAUUUGAAUAAUAAUAUGUUUGACAA
This is a messenger RNA of Raphanus sativus (radish), 1482 nucleotides long. RefSeq lists its product as uncharacterized. Lineage: Eukaryota; Viridiplantae; Streptophyta; Magnoliopsida; Brassicales; Brassicaceae. Bases 50 to 1246 code for a protein of 398 amino acids. The record is from RefSeq and is a predicted model, not a curated record. The transcript is spliced from 7 exons.